Protopolystoma xenopodis is the source of this 549-nucleotide messenger RNA. Lineage: Eukaryota; Metazoa; Platyhelminthes; Monogenea; Polystomatidea; Polystomatidae. The record is from the annotation of a GenBank genome assembly.
CAAGCUUCGGACCACCUGACUUCGACUUUGUCUGCGACUCCCGUACUGGAAGACCAUCGACUUAGCGCUACCACUCAACUUGCUAUCUGUUCCUCUAUCAUUUCGAGUAUACCUGCCUCAUCCACUGUUUCUUCUAUCGCUACCAUCCAACCUGCCCCCGUCGAUAUUUCACUUUUUUCAUCUCGUUCCUCUGCAGACCGAACAUCCGACGCCUCUCUCUAUCAGUCUAUACAAUCAAAUCUAGCCAACACUUCUCCAAUACACGACCAGAGCCUUAUGGAACAUGAAGCUUGUGUUCUUGCCAAUUCUCCAACACUACUCGAGACGAGUGUUUCAUUGACUAGGCCAGCCCCUGGUUUGUCCGAAGUCCAUACAGCCUCGAAAGUCAGCAGCGAACAAGACGAAGUGAAUAUCACUCAACUAAGUACUGAUGAAGAGACUAAGUCUCAUAGUUCUCUUGGUUUCCGUGAUCUCGAAAUAAGUUAUCCAAACGAUGCUAGCCAAAAACUAGAUCGUGUGCGUCAGGCGAUAAUUUUACCAGUUCUAUAG